AUGCCGGCUAAGCGUGGAAGCGGGGACAUGGCUGUCCCAGACAUAACGGACGCGGCCGAGAGGAAAAGGGUCUUGAAUGUGCUGGCGCAGCGGCGGUAUCGUAAGCGAAAGAAGGAUCGCCUGCAGAGUCUCCAGGCGCAGGUUGAGAAGCAAGCAAAGGCUGCGGAGGGGAAGGCCGCGGACUCGACUACGAAUCCUCAAAUAAUCCUGACAGAGACCCUGCAGCCUUUACCUGACGGUCUAGAUUCGUCCGAGACGGUGUUUGAUCCGGCCAUCUUGAAUGAUCUGGACCUCGCUGUCCCCGAUAUAGCACCCUCCCCAACAUUCCUUUCAAUGAUAUCGACGCCGGAUCCAUCACAGGCUUUUGCAAUGCCCCAAAUACUAGCGAACGAUGACCCCUUUGCAUAUCUAUCGUCGUCGACGGCUCAGUUUUCUGAAGCCCUGAACCCAACAGACCCAAACCAACUCAUGUUCUGGCCUACCCCACACUCUACCGCUAUCAAUGCACCCUUGAACCUCUCCGACCAGCUGCAGACAUACCAGUCCUCGACCUUUACAUUCCCUGACGACCACACGCUGGAAAUCCCCUCUCUCAGGCUCCUCAACGCCGCAGUGAAGGUCGCUCUCCGCCUUAACGUCGCACACCUACUCUGGGACCUCACAGCCACAAGCCCAUUCUAUAGAUCUCAGAGCCAGAAUUCCGUCAGCCUUUCACUCUCCCCUCCAUCUCUGACAUCCUCCUCUUCUUCCUCAUCAUCUCCUUCGGCAUCAGCAUCAGCAUCAACCCCUCCACCUCCCACCCACGCUCAAGCCACCCAAAUCGACCCCCAGUCCCUCCCAGCCCACCUCCGCCCAACCCCAACACAACUCCUCCUCCCACACCACCCGCUCCUCGACAUCCUCCCGUGGCCCAGCACACGCGACAAACUAAUCCAGAUCUUCAACCUCCCCGUCGAACUGCGUCCCGAGGCGGCGCAAGACCCCAUGAGCCUCAUGCACCUCGCGUACGACAUGGAGGAUGAGAGCGGGGAAGGGGUGCGGGUUCGCGGAGACGACGUGUUUGAGGUGGGGGCGUGGGAGAUUGGGAACGUGGUUUUUCGGCGGUGGUGGUGGGCGUUUGAUUCGGUUUUGCUGGAUAGGUGGAAUCGGGCGAGGAGGGGGAGGGGGCAGGGAGGGUUGGUUGUUGAGGUUGGAAGUGAGGCGUGA
This is a messenger RNA of Aspergillus calidoustus, 1206 nucleotides long. Lineage: Eukaryota; Fungi; Ascomycota; Eurotiomycetes; Eurotiales; Aspergillaceae. The record is from the annotation of a GenBank genome assembly.